AUGCAAUUACACUCUGUGCAUUCCAGAGGCGUUCCUCUGAAUCCUGUGCAGGUCUGCCUGCUGUUCCUGGGAGAAAGGAAGAAAAAGGGAGGAAAAGUCCCUCUGCUUGGAGACGGAAUGUCUGCACUUUCACUUCUCUUUUUAGCUUCCUGUUCUGUUUGGCUGUCCGAGGCUCAGACUGAAUUUAAGAGAGUGGCUGAAGAAAACGUAACUUUGCCCUGCCACCACCGCCUGGGCCUCCUGGAGCAAGGGAGCCUGGAUAUUGAGUGGCUGCUGCACAUUUCCGAAACAGUACAAAAAGCGGUGAUCACUUACUCUGGAGGCCGUGUUUACGAUGACCUGAAUGAGGAACAGAAAGGGCGCGUUUCCUUCACAUCCAACUUCCUUGCUGGAGAUGCAUCCUUACAAAUCAUAUCCCUGCAGUCCAGCGAUGCGGGGAAGUACAUAUGUAAGGUUAAAAAUGCCGGGCAGUAUGAAUGGGCUCGCAUCACCCUGAAGGUUGUAGAAAAACCAUCCAAGCCCAAAUGCUGGCUAGAAGGGGAGCUGUUGGAAGGAAAGGAGCUGUCCUUGCAGUGCCGUUCCGCCUCUGGCACUGCACCCAUCUCCUACCGGUGGCAGCGCAUAAAUGAGGAAGACGCGAGAGCUGAGCAUCUCCCGCCUACAUCAAGAGUCAACAUUUCUAAUCCUGGGCAAGUUCUACUGAAGAAUCUUACGCAGAUGAGCACAGGGUUAUACCAAUGCAUUGCCACCAACGAGGCUGGACAAGAAAGCUGUGACGUUCAGGUGACAGUGCAGCAUGCACAAAAUAUCGGCAUGAUUGCUGGAGCGGUUUGUGGCGUGGUGGUGGGACUUUCCCUCCUUUUCGUGGUGGUGAAGCUGACAAUAAGGAGGAAAGAAAAGAAGAGAUAUGAGGAAGAGGAGGCACCAAAUGAAAUCAGAGAAGACGCAGAGGCACCCAAGGCUCAUCUCGUCAAGCCCAGUUCUUCUUCCUCUGGUUCCAGGAGCUCGCGCUCAGGUUCCUCCUCAACCAGGUCGACAGCCAACAGUGCCUCUCGCAGCCAACGGACUUUAUCAACAGAAGCUACUCCCCAUCUAACUCCUCCUCAGUACAGCCAGAGGGAGACAGAAGGAAAAGAAAUUGAGCCAAAGAAAGUUGACUACACCAACCUGAUGAAAAUGGGAGCGACGCUGGUCAUGGUGCCUGCCCAAAGCCGAGCGUUCCAGACCGUGUGACUGCUCGCCAGCUGUCUGGAGACUCCUGCUGUCCAGAAACACUUCACAUAACACCAGCCACAUAGGAAUUGUUAGAUUAGCUAGUUAUCUUCCUGGUCAGCUUCAUUUUAAUCACUUGUGAUUUUUCACACCACAAGAAGCCCUCCCACUCAACUUUCUUAUAUCUUCCAGCACUGAGGUUCUGAUACAGAAUUUUUUUUUUUUUCUUAAGAAAGAUACAUUUGAGGGAAAAGGGAGCCUUCUUUUUAAAUUAUCUUUUUUUGGAAAUGGAACACUGAGCAUUUUAAAACUACAACAGCUAAGCGCUGUACAAAUGAAAUGAAGCCAAACCUCAGGAUUUUUUAAAAGGGAUCAACAGAGACAUAAAGAAGCAUAGUACACCAGAGAGGUUUUGUGGGGAGGGAAAAAGUCUCCUGUACCGGUUUUGCAGAACUUUCUCAAAGAUGCAUUGUCUUAUGUGAAGAUUUUGAGGCAGACUCUCUGCUGAGGGUAGUCUGGUGUUCAACCUCAAAGGGAACUGACAGACGCUUCACCUUUUCUGCGUUCAGUCUUCUAGUGAAAUACUUUUGGAGGCUGUCACUGAAGUGGAAAUGAAAGGAUCACUCAAAAAGGUCAAGAGAUGUGGUAUUAAGGCAUGUGUCUGAACUAACCUCUGCACUAAAGAGAAAGGACCCUUUAUGUCACGGAAACAGAGGUGCUUUAAUUGCUAGAAUAACCUUAAUGAUGCACCCACAGAGAUACGCCCAGGAGCCUGACUCUGCUUUUGUGGUCAGCACUGCAAAGCCGCAGUGACUCCACUGGAGGGGUACCUGUGGCAAAUGAGCCUUAGUGUGAUGAGAAUUGGGCACUGAAUCCAGAAUGAAGGCGGUACCUCAAACGUGAGGGCCACUAAUCUACCAAAAAGCCUGGACGAAGCAUUUGGAAGAUAUCUUUGCUAUCACCAGGCUGUGAAUUCGCCAGUUUUGGGGUGAGCCAUGCUGUAGAAGCCUUAUGGAGAGCUCUUCCCAAGACUGAACGAACAGCAUUCUUGAGCUGACCUUCAGGCAUCCAGGUAAGACUGAAAGAUAGAGUGACAGAGCCCGUAGCGAGGAAAAUACACCAGGGACAGGUAAACAACCACAGUGCUGCUUCCAUUAAAAAACAUUUGUGUGCAAUGUCCCAUUUAUACACCAAAUGCUGGGCCACAUGCUGUUGUUGAGGCUUAAACCUUAGCAUGACUCUUAAAGAACUGCAAGAAUCAUAAAAAUAUUUUCUGUGAAUAAAUGAGCCAGAAUAAACGUUUCCAAGGAAUAAAGUCUUACACUUCAAGUUGAAGGCCGAUAGGAAAUGAUGGGAGAUGGGGACAGGCUUCCUCUGGAGGCAGACGCUUGCAUAAUUGUCAUUUAUAUUUUCCUCUGAAGGACUUUGACCACUGCUACACAAAAGACACUGAGCUUGUCGGUUCUAGAUUCCUGUAUUCCUGGACUGAUGAUUUUCUAAUUAAAAAAAAAUGAGGGGGUGGGGUUUUUUUGGGUUUUUUUCAUUUGAGG
Molecule: messenger RNA, 2762 nt
Organism: Egretta garzetta (little egret)
Lineage: Eukaryota; Metazoa; Chordata; Aves; Pelecaniformes; Ardeidae
Gene: CLMP
Product: CXADR like membrane protein
Cellular component (GO): membrane; cell surface; cytoplasmic microtubule
Source: RefSeq, a predicted model, not a curated record